AUGUCACGUAAGAGCUGGAUUUUUGAAACGCUAUGCAAAUCACCAACAGAUCUCGAUACUAUUGUUGAACAAUAUGAAUUAACGAAAUUUCGAACCGAAUAUACAUCAGUUGGUGUUAAAUAUACAUAUCGAUGUGCGUUGUGCAAAAAAUUUCCAUCGUGCGCCAUGCAGCUACAAGCAAAACAAUUGAGCAUGACCGAUGUCGAUACAUUUGAAAUAUCUAAAUUCGGUAAACACGAUCAUGAAAAACGAGCGUUGACAACGCGAAAUUUUUGUUAA
This is a messenger RNA of Didymodactylos carnosus, 279 nucleotides long. The record is from the annotation of a GenBank genome assembly. NCBI's taxonomy places the organism in Eukaryota, Metazoa, Rotifera, Eurotatoria, Philodinida, Philodinidae.